AUGACAUACCGGAUAGAGAUGCGAGAGGAAACAAAUAAAACAAAGUGCAUGCUGCGAGUAGUAGAGAUGAUGACUCUAAGAACGAUCGUGGGAAAAACCAGAAGAGACAGGGUGAGAAACACGGAUAUCCGGGAACAGUGUGGAGUGCAGGACGUGGUGCGAUGGGGAAGACAAAGAAAGAGACAGUGGUGCAGUCACGUAAAGAGGAUGGACAAAAACAGUCUACCGCGUAUCGUGUUGGAGGGAAAACCAGUAGGUACUAGACCAGCGGGAAGACCACCUAAAAGAUGGAAGGAUAGCAGGCAGUCAACAUCCCAGGAAAUACUGCAGAGGCGUGCUCAGAAUUAA
Messenger RNA from Dendroctonus ponderosae (mountain pine beetle), 348 nucleotides. RefSeq lists its product as uncharacterized. The transcript has a single exon. Lineage: Eukaryota; Metazoa; Arthropoda; Insecta; Coleoptera; Curculionidae. The coding region runs from base 1 to 348 and encodes 115 amino acids. The record is from RefSeq and is a predicted model, not a curated record.